Messenger RNA from Pyrenophora tritici-repentis Pt-1C-BFP, 1470 nucleotides. RefSeq lists its product as uncharacterized. Lineage: Eukaryota; Fungi; Ascomycota; Dothideomycetes; Pleosporales; Pleosporaceae. The record is from RefSeq and is a predicted model, not a curated record.
AUGGCGAGCGAAACAGCAAGCAGUAAUGGAGGCUGUACACUCACACGAGAGGAGUUGCUAGGGACCACAAACCUAAAGGCAAGAGAGUGGCGUCACAUUGAUCCAAAGAUCUGGGACGAUGAGAUCGAAGCCCCAGACGACGAGGUAGACGGAACUGCAGCAACAACGUACAUUGCGCGUGCGAUCGCAGACUACACAGACCGGCCAACAGCAGACGCAGAGCUCUUUGGUGAGUUCUGUCAGGACUUUGAAGGCUGGACUGAAGCUAUGUUUAUGCGCGCGCAUGCAACGUAUACUAAGGAACUAAAGCGGAUCCUCCGCUUUAAGGGCGUGUACACUGGCCGUGUUAACAUGCCGCCAAGCGAAGCUGUGGCCAAGCUACUGCACAAGGAGGAUUGUCCGAAGUGGCCGGACGAUCAGUUCCAAUCUACUGCCUUCGACGAGCGGUCAGCGGCGUAUAUGCUGCAACAGCGGAGGCUACUAGGACGACACACUACGGGAUCGGUACAACCUACAAACGUAGGGACAGCGAGUCGAGCGCAGAGCCAAACCUCUGCAAGGUCAAGAGACCAAGACGCAGAGGAUCAACAAACCGAUGUCCAAGACGAGACCCGCACCCGUACCCAGGUCAGCCAACAACUAGCAGAUCCGCUUGUAGAGACAAUUGAACAGACACCACAGGCAGACGGGCGACACCAGGCGGACCAGCGACAGCAAAGUCAUCAACCUCGCUUAACGUACAACAACUUUGACAGAUUCCGCGAAUACACGCCAGCAUACCCACAACGCCCAAAGGGACCGAGCGUCCCUCCAAUUAUACCUUCAGGGGAUACAGACCCAUACAAGGCAGUUCCCCCAAUCGAGUUUAAUAAUGGGAAACUAGAUCCGAAGACAAUCAAUGUCUUUACAAAGAUGUGGGAUCGUGAGAAGAAAUACACAGGGAAGCCGUACGACCUCCUAGACGACAAAUUGAAGAUCUUCUACAGCAUCUGCUAUCACGCAGACAUCCAGCCAGACCAAUUCCAUGCAGUCUUUCCACGGAUCCUGGAAGGCCGUGCGCAAGACUACUACCUCCACUUCGUUGAUCAGCGGACAGAUACAUUCUUGACUGUAUACACGAAGCUUAAGAACCACUUCGACACGGACGUCAACCACAGUCACUACUAUGCAGACUGGACGACGACAUCCUUUGCUAAAGUCCAUAGGGAGAAUCCUGACAAGACACUCCAUGAGGUCCUUGACAUUAUGCUAGACAAACUCCAGUUAUGCCAGAGGGCGCUUGGGCAGCAGUAUAUGGGAGAAUAUGCGCUCCGGACCACAGUAAUCACAGCAUGUCGAGGCGUUAAAGAGUUCGCAAUGGCGCUCUACAGGCCGUCUCUAGAAUGCGAGGUCCAGACUUUCCAACAAGCAAGUAAAGCAAGUCACCGCUCUAAACUUGACUUGCUUGGUUCAAACAUAGGCUUUACUUGA